GCCCUCCAGGCCCCAACGGCCCUCCAACAGCUGGAGAAGGAGCAGCAGGGUGAGGGCUGCCAUCACACCUCACAGCUCUGCAGACCCUGCCCAUCCCACCCAGCUGCCCUUGGUCGAACAGCACAACUGUGGAAAUGGACAAAGGAUGUCAAUGGCAGAUGGACGGGCAAAACACAACGCUGAAAGAACAAUUAGAGUCUCAUCUCCGUUUUGAAGCAGAGAGAUCAGAGGUGCUGCUUAUGGCAAAAAGCAAUUGUAUCGUAUGUGGGCCAGCUAGCUGCAGGAGGGGCAGCAGCGAACCGCUAUCUCCAGCAGAGAAGUACUCCAUUCUUCACACGUUGGUGUGCAGAGAAGGAACAGAAACUCUUCACGAAGCAGAAAUAAAUGAAGAAUGUGGUGUGUGCUCUAAAGUACCCUCAAAAAAACAUAAAGAUGAAAGAGAAGAGUCUGUUUGUCAGCACAUGGGAGGGUCUGACCGUGAGGCAAUGGAGCUGAAGAUGAGCAUAGCAAAAGUAGCAUCCACAACCACAGAGGACAAUAAUGGCAUAUUACCUUCUUCAACUCUAUAUGAUAGAAAGACUGAAAUACGGAAGUCUGAUUUGGAACCGAAAUGCCUGAAAAAGGUUUGUGAGCAGCCAAAUGUUGAACGUUCUCUGAAGAAGCCUAGAAGAGCAAAAGUUUACUCAUAUGAUGAAACAGAGCCAACUGAUGAUGAUGUUAUAAUGCACAUUUUGAGACUUCGUGGCAAAUUUGGCUGGCAAACAAAGUUAUCAUCCCGCGAGUGUUUAGACAGAGAGGCUGAAGUGGCCAGGCUUCAGAAGUUGGCGCUUACGAGACCUUUGACGCCGAGAGAUAGUGGUGAAUACGUAUAUUGUCUUCAAAAAUACAAAAACAAUCUUAGAGUUCCCUACAACCCAUACAAUUUACAUGUUGUCUCUACAAGUAGAGCUAUGCGCAGCAAAGAAUAUUGGACUAUUACAGCGUCAUUUGCAUCUAAGUUUCACUUAAACCUGAAAAUAGGAGAAAUGGAGGCCACACCCAUACCUCAAUGGCUGCGCGAAAGACAUCUGUAUUACAGGUUACUCAACUUGAAAUUAUUUUCCAAUUUCAGAAUGAAGAAAUUCCUUCUGCACUGGAAAAUCAAUGCUGGAAGAAGCAAGGCAAACAAGAGCAAAUCAGUCUGAAUGCAGGUGGUUGUGCAUGUGAAAAGAAUUAAAGAAUCCUCUGAUGCGCACUUUA
Coturnix japonica (Japanese quail) is the source of this 1239-nucleotide messenger RNA. It is a transcript of the gene DNAH14, whose product is annotated as dynein axonemal heavy chain 14. Lineage: Eukaryota; Metazoa; Chordata; Aves; Galliformes; Phasianidae. The record is from RefSeq and is a predicted model, not a curated record.